This is a messenger RNA of Boleophthalmus pectinirostris (great blue-spotted mudskipper), 945 nucleotides long. Its product is annotated as olfactory receptor 13-like. Bases 1 to 945 code for a protein of 314 amino acids. The transcript has a single exon. Lineage: Eukaryota; Metazoa; Chordata; Actinopteri; Gobiiformes; Gobiidae. The record is from RefSeq and is a predicted model, not a curated record. Gene Ontology annotation, molecular function: olfactory receptor activity; G protein-coupled receptor activity. Gene Ontology annotation, cellular component: membrane. Gene Ontology annotation, biological process: G protein-coupled receptor signaling pathway.
AUGGAGAAUGUGACGUGGAACAGCCCUGUUCUUCUCCUGGAGGGCUUCUCUCUGCCUCCUCUCUUUUCUCUCUGUGUGUUCGUGUUUCUGCUGCUCUGCUUCGUCUUCAUUCUCGGUGCUAACACGAUGGUCGUUUGUGCCGUGAUCUCCGAUCGACGUCUGCACACGUCCAUGUACCUGCUCAUUUGUAACUUGGCCGUCAUCGACAUACUAGCUAAUGUGAACGUGCUGCCUCGCGUACUGCUGGACAUGCUGCGCCCGCCGCCCGCGCGCCUCAUCACGUACGCCGAGUGUGUGACACAGGCAUUCUGGAGCCACCUGCUGGCGACAGGUGUGAGGACAGUGCUGAUGGUGAUGGCCUUUGACCGUUAUGUGGCGGUGUGUUUGCCGCUGCGUUAUGCCUCCAUCAUGAGCCCGCGAAUGUUAGCAAAGCUGCUGGUGGCUGCGUGGAGCGCGGCGCUCGUCCUCGUGUCUGUGCUCAUCGGGCUCACGGUGCCUCUGAGCCGCUGCCGCGUGCUGGUGGUCGGGUUGUUCUGCAGUAACGCGGCACUCUUCGGUUUAUCAUGUGAGAGCAUUUAUGUGAAUAACGUGUACGGUUUGACUUUCACCUCGGUGCUGUACGUGACGUCAGCGGGCUCCAUGGUGCUAACCUAUGGCAGCAUCAUCACGGUGAGUGUGCAGCGCGACCGUGCUCUAAACCCUAAGGCCCUGCGCACCUGUCUGUCACACUUGCUCGUCUACUUCUUGACUCUCGUCAGCGGUUUGACCUUGAUCCUGUUCACACGUUUUCCAGAACUACGACAGGAGCGCCUCCUCGCCAGCGCCCUCUACUUCGCCCUCCCCGGCUGCCUCAACCCGCUCAUCUACGGCCUGCAGUCGCACGAGAUACGAAACUAUGUGCGCACAUUGUUCCAGGGGAAACGCAUGUCAGACCGCUCACACUGA